This is a messenger RNA of Perkinsus marinus ATCC 50983, 975 nucleotides long. Its product is annotated as Acetyl-hydrolase, putative. Lineage: Eukaryota; Perkinsozoa; Perkinsida; Perkinsidae. The transcript is spliced from 8 exons. Gene Ontology annotation, molecular function: hydrolase activity. The record is from RefSeq and is a predicted model, not a curated record. The coding region runs from base 1 to 975 and encodes 324 amino acids.
AUGCGAACUGGCCUCUCCAAGAUCGUGCGAAUGGUGGCUCAUAACGUCGGUCAGUCGCAAGCGACCUUCAUGGCUGAUCGAGCUCUCGCGAAUUGGUUCGGUCGGUAUCUCGGCAAAUACUGGCAACGAAAAUACAAGUUUGAUCUGAAGAAGGUCCAGGUGUCACCAUCGUGCACAGUGCAUGUGUUGAGUCGUAUAGCAGCCGCUCAAGAGCCUCCCGAGACCUCCCGGUGGUUAAUGUAUCUCCAUGGUGGUGGUUUCUGCAUGCUGGAUCCGCGCUACUACUACGGCCUGGCAGCACAUAUCGCCCGAGAUGGUCGUUUUCAAGGAGUUGUUAUACCUGACUUUAGACUAUCUCCGGAUUUCGGGUACCCAGCUCAACUGGAGGACUGCCUUAGUACAUACGACUGGUUAAGAGAAGAUCAAAAAGCGGCAAAAGUUGCGAUUGCUGGUGAUUCUUCUGGCGGAAAUCUUGCGGCUGCGGUGACUUUGGAAAAGAAAGAUACGCCUCCUGAGGCGGUAGCGUUGUUCUCCCCCUUCCUCGAUCUGACUAUCAGUGGUGAGACCUACGACCUCAACGCGGACACCGAUCGGCUGGUGUCCAAGACCAACGCAAGACGGGCUGCUGAGAUGUACGUCUCUGGUAAAUUCGAACCAAUAACUACAGAAGAGGUGAAGACCAAAAGCCUUAGUGAAGCCGUUUUGUGCGACUCUGUGAAGUUCUAUGAGAAGGUCAGCGGUGCGUCGUUGCCGCCUCUAUCUGAGCUUGUGAAACAGAAGGAGUAUUCACGGCAUGAAAAAAACGGCAAAGUGUUGGAAUUAUUCCCCCAUCAACCACAUGCUUUCGAGGCUUUCGCGCCGAAGAAACCCUCGAGCGAGUUGGCCAUUGAGUCUGUCAGCCGAUUUUUCAAUAAGAGCCUUGCCGAUACAGACACCACCACAGAGAAGUCGAUUUAUCGUGACGGUGAUAAUUGA